AUGGUUGGCCUAGGGCCUAGUAAUCAAGGAUGUGAUUCCUUUGAUGUGUGUAUGGUGGCACGUGAAACUACACCGAGUGCGGUCGGCCGUGAGAGCGCCGCACUGAACGUCGGUAAUGACGUUGUUGGCGAUUCGCCAUACAGUGUGGGCGGCCGUGAGGGCACCACACCUAAUGUCAGUAAUGAUAUUGUUGUCGAUGCUCCGUAUAGUGUGGACGGCCGUGAGGGCACCACGCUUAACGCCGGUAAUGGCGUUGUUGGCGAUACGCCGUAUAGUGUGGACGGCCGUGAGGGCACCACACCUAAUGUCGGUAAUGACGUUAUUGGCGAGACGCCGUUAAAUUGGGGGCUAGGCCCGCAUAUUAUACGUGGAGUGGCACGUUUCAAUCCACUGGGUGAAGUGUUCGAGUUAUGUAACACUUCACCGGAUGUCGGUCAAGACAAAAGCUCUCGUAUAGAGCGUACUAUGGUUGGUAGUAACCAUGGGGACAAUGUUGUCCCAACCCCUUAG
Messenger RNA from Peronospora matthiolae, 510 nucleotides. The record is from the annotation of a GenBank genome assembly. NCBI's taxonomy places the organism in Eukaryota, Oomycota, Peronosporomycetes, Peronosporales, Peronosporaceae.